GCCAAGUCACAGCUCGUUGUUUUGAUGAAUUCUAGCUUAUUUUCUUCGAAGUGAUUAUGGAUAUAUACUAAAUGUUUAUCAGAUUUUAACGAAAUGAAGAUGAAACGAUGUGAAAGUCGAUGGAAGAAAGAUCAACUAGGUGACAUUACGAUAUUUGUCUGAGCACUGUAUACUGUGUUGUCCAAUUUGAAUGCAGUGAUGGCCUCUCAAAGUGUGUCUGAUACAGGCUCAUUUACACCUUCAGAGAAGAGUGAUGGUGAUGACCACAGUGAGCAUGAUUCAGACUAUGAAACUGACGAUGGAGAAGAAGAAAAUCGCAAGGACCUGGGAGUUAAGAAUGUCCAAUGGACUGGAUAUGGAAAACGUACUCCUGUGAUACUUUUUAGUGUAGAACCUCUGUUAAAUAAGAAAAAUGAUUACAAGCUGAUUGGAGAGAGAUACCAUUUGGCAUACAAAUUUGGUUCAUCAGAGUGCAAGAUCGUGCGCAAUAUCCUAACUGCACAUGGAUUUCAUGAGGUUCACCCAAACAGUGCUGAUUUCAACUUGAUCUGGACAAAUUCACAUCUUAAACCAUUCACUCUAAGAACUAUGACCGAGUUCCAGAGAAUAAACCAUUUUCCAAGAUCCUAUGAACUAACAAGAAAGGACAGGCUCUUCAAAAAUAUUCAGAGAAUGCAGCAACUUAAGGGUUUGAAACACUUUGACUUCAUUCCCAACAGUUUUAUUUUGCCUGGAGAAUAUCAAGAAUUUUGUUCCUCCUUUCUGAGAGAGAAAGGUCAUUGGAUUGUCAAGCCAGUGGCAUCUUCAAGAGGGAGAGGUGUUUUUCUGAUAAAUCAUCCCGAUCAAGUGCCAAUAGAUGAGAAUGUUAUUAUAUGUAGAUAUAUCUCCAAUCCUCUACUCAUUGACGGUUUCAAAUUUGAUGUUAGACUCUAUGUAACUGUCACAUCCUAUGAUCCAUUGGUUAUUUACUUGUUUGAAGAAGGUCUCACAAGAUUUGCAACAGUUAAGUUUGAAAAAAGCAAUCGAAGUCUCAGGAAUCAGUGCAUGCAUUUGACAAACUACAGUGUAAACAAGAAGAAUCAAGAUUAUGUGAAAAAUGAUGACCCUGAAGUUGAAGAUUAUGGCAAUAAGUGGUCUCUGGGAGCCAUGUUACGGUACUUGCGAUCUGAGGGGAAAGAUACUGCAGCUCUAAUGAUGCGCAUUGAAGAUGUGGUCAUCAAAACGAUCAUCUCUGCUGAGCUUCAAAUUGCAACAGCAUGCAAGAUGUUUAUGCCACACAGAGGAAACUGCUUUGAAUUAUAUGGCUUUGACAUCUUGAUUGAUGAAAAUUUGAAACCAUGGAUUCUAGAAGUGAAUCUGUCUCCAUCUCUUGCAUGUGAUACUCCACUAGAUUUGAAAAUCAAAAGCAAUCUGCUCUGCGAUCUCUUUGGACUGGCAGGUGUUGUUUGUCAUGACCCCAUGAUGAGAACUAUGCACCAGAGCAAACGCAACCAGGAUAUUGCAGCUAAGAUUGCAGCUAGGUCAAAGUCAGCUCGUGUUAGACCAUUAUCUGCGGCUUCGAAGCCACGUCCCAUGUCUGCCAAUACUCCAGUCGCUUCCAUUUUUAAUGAAAAGCCGAGUUCCAAUUCCGCCAUGUCUGGUUUGAACAGUGAAGAGAUCAAGAUGGUGAGGCGAAUUAAAGAGGAGGAUCAAAGGAGAGGUGGCUGGGUGAGAAUCAUGCCAACAGCAGACUCCUGGGAGAUCUAUUCAUAUUUUCUGCAGUUUAAUACAACACACAACCUUACCCUACAUCAAAAGUUGUAUCCUGAAAGGCAUAAAACUAAUAUUACCAGACCAGUUGCAUUAGGGAUGACAUCUGUUGGUUCAAGGUCAAGAACAGGAUUUUUGCAGAUCACUGGUUCUGGGCAGGGCAAAGUUGAUCAAGAGAAAAAUGUGGAAGCUUAUGCUCAAGCCAUUCUGAGAACCCGCCAGUAUGAGAGACGACUGGGUCACAGAAAGAGGAAAAACAGGAGUCACUUGAAAAAAAAAACAGCAGCAAAGAGAGAUACGAAAAGCAAACUAGUGCAGGGUGUUGUAGAGGAAGCAGAUGACUACAGUGAGCAGCAGUGUGAGGAAGACUCCACACCUGCCACAGAGACACAGACAUCUCCCGUGGAAUCACAGUCACUGGAGACGCAGACUUUUAACAAAGAACCCGAGUUCAACAUUAAAGAAACAGAAAAGAAAAUCAUUGUGGAAGUUGAACCAGAUGUACCACCACCCCACAUAGAGCCACUAGUUGCCACUACCUCUCUGCCUGCACUGCUGACCGAGGAGGACAAAACGAAGUCGGUUUACGUCGAGGACAACGAACGCGGACGGCCAGAGCCAUCGGCUAAUUCAAAACAUACCUGGGAGUCCAAGAUUGAGCUUCCUCCUCCCGAACCUGUUCUGACAAAACCACAAUACGAUGUUGUAAAUUUACUGAAGAAGGGUGAAACAUUAAGUAAAAUUCAAGCUCGGUCAGCAUUUGCUAUGUACCUUAUUCGAGUCCAGUAUCGCCUGAUGUCUAAUCUUGGUCCAAUGACACAAGAAGAUACAGAAGCAUUAAAUGAACAAAUGGACUUGGUGCUGAGGUUUCUGAAAAGGGCAGCAGUGAAUCUUCAACAGCCCUUCAAAGUAAUUGUUCCAAGUCGAAAACUUGUUCUGGCAGACAGACGGCGAAUUCUUGCCAAGCAGCUGGGAGAUUUUGUUCAUAUUUAUAACAAGGAAACUGAACAACUGAGAACACGUAGAAAGUUUGACAAGAGACAAAUUCCAAAAAGUGAAAGUUCAGAAUGCCUGAAUGAAUAUAAGUUUGAACGAUUUGUCAACACUGCAAGUGAAGGAGAACUGGAAGAGGUCCUCACUACUUAUACAAAGCUGAAUAAAUCUGCUAGCAUUUUCCUGGGAAGUAAUUCAAAGUCUCCCCUUGGUGGCAGUCAAGGAACUGCUGGCAUGAGCAUGCUGGGAACCAGGUCGGAUAGCUCUCUGUUGAAACGUAAAGACAGUACUGAUGGGAUAACCACCUGGGAUGAUGUACCUAGAGUGCGCAGUGCUUCUCACACUGACAUUAGGCAUGACAGUACAGGCGUGCGCAAUCAGCAGCAGCAGCAGCAUACCUCUUCCUUUUAUACGCCAUCUUCCUCUUAUGCCAGUGCUGUGACCAUAUACAGCAAGAGACUGGUUCGCCCGCAGUCUGCGACGCCGCAGAGGACAGGUGCAAAUUCUUUGAAUAGUAGAGGAACAUCAACAUUUUCUCGUCCAUCUACUGCCUCUACAUACAUUACACAAGAGCCCACAGUUGAUACUUACAACGAACAGGCAAUACACGAUGCACUUCAGCGUCUUUCAUUACGCCAGCAAGCCCGGCAGUAUGCAGCACUGAAUGGAACCAGCGUUUUGCCAGAACAAAGUACGCAACCACAAAGCCAUUCUGCCCAAAUCAGAUCUACUACUACUACUACUACUAGCAGGCUUCAAAUGGUAGGAGAUACUGCCAACAAUUCUCUGAUGACCACCAAACAAAAUACAGGAGCUCGGGGUGGUAGCCAUCAUUAUUCAGAGAGUCUGAAGUCCACAGAACCUGUUCAUAAAUAUAUUUCUAUGGAAGAGCACAUGACAAGGUCACGGCCAUCUUCAGCUUCCAGUCAUAUAUCAGCCUCAACAGGACCCACUAGUCUGCCUCCACAGGGCAAUAGCAGAAGAUCCCGUCCACACACUAAUGUCAAUCUACAGAAUGCUAAUUUGACUUUCAAUAACUUCAUUGAUGAGUCAGGCGCACAGUGGCACAACUCACAGAACCACCAGUCAUCAUCGCUGGUCUCUCGACAGUACCAGCUGACUCAGCAGACAGCGGCCAAACAGCAGCGGCUGAUGGAACAGAGCAAACAGCUGCUGGAGCAGAGCAAAGCCAAGCACCAGGCCAUGGUGGCACAAGCCCAUGCAGCUCAGCGCACCACAGAAAUGACAGUUGACAGCACUGAUAUCACUUUCAAUCCAAAGCCACCUUUGAGACCUGCAGGAAAGAAACCAAUGACUUCUCAUAGAUUGGCACGGACUGCAAUUGCAGAUGAUGAUGGUGCUCUGACAUUUAAUUUUUAUAAAAGUUUGAAGUAUGAUAUACAUACAGGAAAGACACACCUUAAGAAAGGUGAAGGUAAGAAUAAUAACUAAAAUAAAUAAAUUGUUUUAAAAAAAAACUGGUUCUGAUUAGUCGUGUUUUAAUCACCUGAACUGAUUUAGAUAAAACAAUGUUUAAUAGUGUACUGGUGCUACCAUUUUGAUAAAAAGUAGCUUUCUAAUAAAGUUACUUGUAGUUUUAAAGCAGUACUGUGAUAUGUAGCUUUGCUAGACAGCAUAUAUUCUCUUCUAGUAAUCACUACAAAACGUGAGAGCUUUGGCUACUUUUCAUGCAAGACUUGUUAAUUUGGUGUCAUGCAUUUUCCUAAUACAGAUUGUAUUUAUUCUUGUCGGAUCGGUUGGGUCUCUGAGUGGAUAAAGAAAUAUGAUGAGAUUCUUUAUUUUUUUCAGGGGUGGGGGUGGGUGGAAUAAUUACCAAGUACAAAUAGAUGUAUGUGUGGGAAAAUAAAUGUCACCUAAUGAAAGCUUAGUCUGUUAAUAACUUGAUUUUGCACUAUUUAACCUGGGAUUUAUAUAUCAACAUUAAAUGAAAUUCUGAGGCUGUAUUUAUUUUCUCUGUAUGUGCGUGUCUUUAGUAGAAAAAUAUAUUUUCACAUUGUUACAGUAAUUAUCACAUGCAUGUGUGUUUCAUUUUUUCUUUGGCAUUUUAUUUUAUCUACUUUAUGAUCACCUGCAAAAUAUAUAAUUAGCAUAGUAUAGUUAAUGGUGAUUUUAAGAACAUGUUUUGACAGGUUUUUAAAAGUGUUUUACUAGUAUAAUAUAUGUAAUAUAAUUUCUUAAUGAUUGGUUUGACAUACUUUUUAACUGGUUAUUAAGUGGUAUCUGCAUAAUAGUCAUGUGUAUAUAUUAUGGUCAUGUAUUCCAAGACAUUGAUAUUCCAUGAAGAUUCUUGCAUACCGGUACCUUAUUUGGUAUCAAAAUAUAGAAGAAGAAAAAAAAGAAUUGUACAGAUAAGCAUUAAGUCAUUAAUCCGGUAAAUAAAGGAUAACUUUUCUGGUUGUUCAAGUGUUGCCUUUUUUAAUAAUUUAUAUUUAUUUAAACUACAUGCAGAUACUGACUCAAGUUUUCUCAUAA
Molecule: messenger RNA, 5235 nt
Organism: Gigantopelta aegis
Lineage: Eukaryota; Metazoa; Mollusca; Gastropoda; Neomphalida; Peltospiridae
Product: tubulin polyglutamylase TTLL5-like
Exons: 31
Coding region: 199-4194 (1331 amino acids)
Biological process (GO): protein polyglutamylation; microtubule cytoskeleton organization
Cellular component (GO): cilium
Molecular function (GO): tubulin binding; tubulin-glutamic acid ligase activity
Source: RefSeq, a predicted model, not a curated record